This is a messenger RNA of Gossypium arboreum, 2111 nucleotides long. RefSeq names its product calcium-dependent protein kinase 24-like. Gene Ontology annotation, cellular component: nucleus; cytoplasm. NCBI's taxonomy places the organism in Eukaryota, Viridiplantae, Streptophyta, Magnoliopsida, Malvales, Malvaceae. Bases 109 to 1869 code for a protein of 586 amino acids. Gene Ontology annotation, biological process: intracellular signal transduction; peptidyl-serine phosphorylation; protein autophosphorylation. The record is from RefSeq and is a predicted model, not a curated record. Gene Ontology annotation, molecular function: calcium ion binding; calcium-dependent protein serine/threonine kinase activity; ATP binding. The transcript has 8 exons.
AACCAAUGGCUUUAAUGUGAAGGAUUUUAAACUGUCCUAACAAAAUGCAUGCACAAAUCUAACCAGUAAUAAACUUUCUUCUUAAUCUCCAAUUUCCAAAUAAAUCAAAUGGUCUCCAGUUUUUUUUUUCCUUUUCCUUUUUUCUUUUCUAGGGUUUUAAACUUUCUUCCUAGCCAAACGCUUUUUUUUCCUUUCUUCCCAUGGGAUGUUUAUGAUCUAAAACCCCCCAAUUGCAAUUGUUGUUAUUGCCAUCUCAUGGGAAGCUGCAUAUCAACACAAGCGAAACUAAUAAAUUCAAUAUCGAAGAGAUAUUAUGAUAGAUCCGGUACCAAAGGGAAAUCCAAGCAUGCACGUUUCGAUCACAGCGAGUCGCGUAAAUCAGUGAGCAAAUGCGUGAGCAGUAACCGUAAGGUAUUGAAAAAUCCGUCGGGGAAGAAUAUCUUCGACCUUUACGAGAUCGGAAAGAAGUUGGGGAUAGGCGAAUUCGGGGUCACGCACCAAUGUUUCGAUUUAGAAACCGGGGAAGCUUUCGCGUGCAAGAAGAUAGCGAAGGCGAAGCUGAGGACGGAGGUGGACUUGGAAGAUGUAAGAAGGGAGGUGGAGAUUAUGAGACAUUUGCCGAAGCAUCCGAAUAUUGUCACCUUUAGGGAAGCCUUUGAGGAUAAAGAAGCUAUUUAUCUUGUUAUGGAGCUUUGCCGUGGAGGUGAACUUUUCGAUAGAAUCCUCGCUAAAGGUCAUUAUUCGGAACGAGCUGCUGCUACCAUCAUUAAAACUAUCUUGGAGAUUGUCAAGGUGUGCCAUGAGCAUGGAGUGAUACAUAGGGAUUUAAAACCUGAGAAUUUCUUAUUCGCAGACGAAAGUGAAAGUGCCCCAAUUAAAGCCAUUGAUUUCGGGCUCUCCAUAUUCUAUGAAUCUGGUCAGCGUUUCAGUGACAUAGUAGGAAGUCCAUUCUACAUGGCACCAGAGGUUUUAAAAAGAAACUAUGGAGAGGAAGUUGAUGUUUGGAGUAUUGGUGUUAUUCUUUAUAUCUUGCUCUGUGGAGUUCCUCCUUUCUGGGCUGAAACAGAGGAAGGGAUAGCCCAUGCAAUAAUAAAAGGGGAGAUAGAUUUCAAAAGGGAUCCAUGGCCAAAGGUGUCAGGUGAAGCCAUGGAGCUGGUAAAGAGCAUGCUUCGUCCCAAUCCGUACAAUCGUAUGACCAUUCAAGAGAUCCUUGAACAUCCAUGGAUUCAAAACCCCAAGCAUUGUCCCAACGUUAAUCUGGGGGAGAACGUAAGAUCAAGGAUUAAGCAGUUCUCGUUGAUGAGCAAGUUCAAGAAGAAAGUUUUGAGGGUAGUAGCAGACAACUUGUCAGAAGAUCAAACCGACUCCAUAAUCCAGAUGUUCAAUAUGAUGGAUACUGAUGAAAAUGGGCAUUUGUCCUUCGAGGAACUCAGAGAUGGCCUUGCCAAAAUUGGCCAUUCUAUUGAUGAUCCUGAUGUCCAGAUGUUACUCGAGUCCGCUGACGUUGAUGGAAGUGGAACACUAAGCUACGAGGAGUUCAUAACAAUGGCGGUUCAUCUCAAAAGGAUCAGCGACGACCAACUCUCUCAAGCUUUCCAGUACUUCGACAAGAACCAAUCCGGUUACAUCGAAGUCGAAGAACUUAAAGAAGCUCUACUACAAGACGACCCUGGUCCCAACAAUGAAAAAUUAAUCAAAGACAUCAUGCUUGAUGUAGACGAAGAUAAGGAUGACAGAAUCAGUUAUCAAGAAUUUAAGGCAAUGAUGUUAUCAGGCAUGGAUUGGAAAAUGGAUUCUCGACAGUAUUCUAGAGUAUUGCUAAAUGCCGUGAGCAUCAAAAUAUUAAGAAAAUCUGGUCAACUAAAAUGAUAAAAAUUUUCAGGCUCCGGGUAAAACUCUGAUUUACGCAUGAUUACAAUUGAAAGAAAUGACGGUUGACUUUUGUAUCAACUGAUACAGACUUUUGGAGAGCCACACUCAAAAGCUAAUUAUUGAAGUUGAAAAAUAUAGAUCUAUCUAAAAAAUCUCAUACUUCCUUAACCGGGAUUCAAAUCUUGUACUUUGUAAUUGACAAAUUACAAUCCAUUUUUGAUACAUAAAAGUUUAAAUAA